AUGAUUGAACGGGUUGACGGGACAGCGACGACCAACGAGACUUCUUUUUUCUUCUUUUUCUUCUUCUUCUUUUUUUAUGUAGUCUCUAUCUCUUUCUCUUCUGCUUCUUCUUCUACUUCUUCUUCUUCUUCUACUUCUUCUUCUUCUUCUUUUUUAUGUAGUCUCUAUCUCUUUCUCUUCUUCUUCUUUUUCUUCUUCUUCUUCUUCUUCUUCUUGUAUGUAUUCUCUGUCGAUUUCUCCUCUUCAUUUAUGUAUUCUCCAUCGUAUUCUCACCUUCUUCGUCUUUUUCUUCUAUGCAUUCCCUAUCGCUUUCUCUCUUUCUUCUUCUUUUAUGUAUUCUCUGUCAAUUUCUUCUCUUCAUUUAUGCAUUCUCCAUCGUAUUCUCCUCUUCUUCGUCUUCUUCUUCUUCUUACGCUUUCUCUAUCGCUUUCUCUUCUUCUCAUUGAUUUCUUUUGA
Acanthosepion pharaonis is the source of this 456-nucleotide messenger RNA. The record is from the annotation of a GenBank genome assembly. NCBI's taxonomy places the organism in Eukaryota, Metazoa, Mollusca, Cephalopoda, Sepiida, Sepiidae.